Penicilliopsis zonata CBS 506.65 is the source of this 1866-nucleotide messenger RNA. RefSeq lists its product as hypothetical. The record is from RefSeq and is a predicted model, not a curated record. Gene Ontology annotation, cellular component: nucleus. Gene Ontology annotation, biological process: regulation of transcription by RNA polymerase II. The transcript has 2 exons. Lineage: Eukaryota; Fungi; Ascomycota; Eurotiomycetes; Eurotiales; Aspergillaceae. Bases 143 to 1828 code for a protein of 561 amino acids.
ACCGCCAAAAUAUUCGCUCCGGCAGAAUAUUUCCUUGGGAUUCGCAGCAGCAAGUCUUUUUGCUGCAGCAUCUGUUUUUCUGUCUUGUUUCAUUGAUUGUUUAUUGUCUCUUUGUGAGGGUUUGCUUAUGGUUUGAUUGAUCAUGCCCCUGAAACGCAAGGCUGCCUCUGGGGGCUUGCCUGCACCGAAAAGGUCUCAGCAACGGGCACCGGACGACUCUGACCCUAUCUAUGCGGAACCUAUGUCUGAUGCGGAGUACACAUCCUCUGAUGAGUAUAGUGCGGCCAGUGAUUCUCUACAUGAGACCCCGGCGACUCCGAUCUCAGUGUCAAGAUAUCCAUCAGAGCUGAAGACUCACCGUUGCCCGUUUGAGGGGUGUACAAAGGCAUUCAACCGACCUGCCAGGCUUCAGGAGCAUCUGCGGUCACACAACAAUGAGCGGAUUUUCGAAUGUACUUUUGACGACUGUACGAAAACCUUCCUUCGGCAAUCUCAUCUCAACCACCAUGUCAAAAGCGCCCACACCGGGGUUCGCGAUUAUGUAUGUGACCGGCCAGGUUGUGGGAAAAGCUUUGUGACAGGAUCCCGACUACGACGACACCUGGCAGCCCACGACGGAAGAGACAAGUAUCGCUGCACCGAGUACCCUCCCUGCGACGAAACGUUCCGCAAGCACUCUACCCUGCAAAAACAUAUCAUGUCCGUCCAUCUCAAGCAGAAGCCAUUUCAAUGCACACACCCCGACCCGACCACCGGGCAACAAUGCUCGAAUCGGUUCGACACGGCCGGUCAUCUCCGCGUCCACGAAGCAAGAGUGCACACGGAGAAGCGGUUCAGCUGCACGGAAUGUUCCUCUCAACAAUCACCCACGGGGAGCGCUGCAUCGGCUGUCACCUUCCCUACCUACGCACUGUUACAAGCUCAUGUCAAGGCCGUCCAUCCGCCACAGUGCCCGAACUGCUCUCUUGUUUGCUCUAGUUCGCGCGAACUACGGCGGCAUCUGGAGGUCACCCACGGCGAUGUCAGCCUGGAAGACCGCAAGAUCUUCCCGUGUACGUAUCCCGGAUGCGAACGAAGUUUCACCAAGAAGGGCAACCUGACCGUGCACAUGCGGACCGUGCACGAGGGGGAGAAACGGUUUGUCUGCGGCGAGACGGACCUCAGCUCAUCCAAAAAGGUCGAUGCCUGGGCCGGGCCUGGCUGCGGGAAACGGUAUGGCAGCAAGCUUGCACUAGAAGAACACAUCCGCACCGCACACCUGGGUUACCAGAAUUCCAAAGCCGAGCGACGGCAGAAGAGCCAGAGCCUAGGCCAAACCCAAAAGGCAACCAGCGGCGGCGCGGGUAACGGAGGCCCGUCCACGCUGGCCGUUCUUACGGGCGAAGGCUACGCGGAAGAAACAGGCCGGCACAUUGCCUGCUUCGUGGAGUCGUGCAUCCACCGGUUCCACCGCGACUACGAUCUGUGGGUGCAUAUGAGCAGCAAGCACGGAUACGCCGAGGAGACGAUCCGCGAUCUGUUCAUGCACCGCGCCUUAUUCGCAGCCACGGACGACAGCCAGCACAACCACGACGAGGUUCAAAGUCCCGACCACAACUUCCUCGGCAUCUACGGGCUUGAAUUCGACACGGAGCCGUUCCAGCCCACGCCCACGAAUGACGACUCACCGGGCCCGUCGGGACCAUCGGGACCAUACGCCGAGGAGACAGGCAUGGGCAUGGGCAUGAGUAUGGACAUGCAUUUUGAUUCUUCCUUUGUUGACGACGCGCAUACGAUACCCGGGGACGAGAUGCUUAUCGAUCCUGUCUUGGCUUAUAAUUUGCAAUAAACUACUAGAUACUAGAUGACUUAUGAAUUCGAAUGAAC